This is a messenger RNA of Tinamus guttatus (white-throated tinamou), 678 nucleotides long. RefSeq names its product N-alpha-acetyltransferase 50, NatE catalytic subunit (gene NAA50). NCBI's taxonomy places the organism in Eukaryota, Metazoa, Chordata, Aves, Tinamiformes, Tinamidae. Gene Ontology annotation, biological process: mitotic sister chromatid cohesion. Gene Ontology annotation, cellular component: NatA complex. The record is from RefSeq and is a predicted model, not a curated record. Gene Ontology annotation, molecular function: acyltransferase activity, transferring groups other than amino-acyl groups.
GGAGGGUGAGGCCAGAACUGCGCUGCCGGGGCCUGCACGCAGUGAGCGCGGGCACCAGCAUCCGCCGUGCCUCGGCCGCACCAUGAAGGGUAGCCGGAUCGAGCUGGGAGAUGUGACUCCACACAACAUUAAGCAGCUGAAGCGGCUAAACCAAGUCAUUUUUCCUGUCAGCUACAAUGACAAGUUCUACAAGGAUGUACUGGAGGUUGGCGAACUAGCCAAAUUAGCCUAUUUCAAUGAUAUUGCAGUGGGAGCAGUGUGCUGUAGGGUAGAUCACUCCCAGAAUCAGAAGAGACUGUAUAUCAUGACACUUGGAUGCCUGGCACCCUACCGAAGGCUAGGGAUAGGAACUAAAAUGUUGAAUCAUGUCUUAAACAUCUGUGAAAAAGAUGGCACUUUUGACAACAUCUAUCUGCAUGUCCAGAUCAGCAAUGAGUCAGCAAUUGACUUCUACAGAAAGUUUGGCUUUGAGAUCAUUGAGACAAAGAAAAACUACUACAAGAGGAUAGAGCCAGCAGAUGCCCAUGUGCUGCAGAAAAACCUCAAAGCCCCUGGUCUUGGCCAGAACGCAGAUGUGCAAAAGACCGACAACUGAACAAACCCCCAACGAACACUUUCUUGCACUUGCUUGUCGCCAAAUAAGGAGAGAGAGGCCUAUUGGUUUUUUUUCCCUUUUCA